GUUAAAAAGAACGGGACAGAUCUUGGACAUGCGUUGCGUAUUUAUAACCACCCGGCUCUCCGCACAUUUCAUAUAGUUAUAACAGUUUCUUCUUCUUCGUCUUCGUCUCUUGAUUUCUGAAGAGAAUUCAAUUCUAAACCCUCGAUUUCGCAGGUUAUAUAGAUUAGAAAAGGAAAAUGGUGAAGAUCUGCUGCAUUGGUGCUGGAUAUGUUGGGGGGCCUACUAUGGCAGUUAUAGCACUUAAGUGCCCAUCCAUUGAAGUGGCUGUUGUUGAUAUCUCGGUGUCUCGUAUUGCUGCCUGGAACAGUGACCAGCUCCCCAUCUAUGAGCCAGGACUUGAGGGUGUGGUGAAGCAGUGCCGAGGAACGAAUCUGUUCUUCAGUACUGAUGUGGAGAAGCAUGUGUCUGAAGCUGAUAUUGUCUUUGUUUCGGUCAAUACACCAACCAAGACACAGGGCCUUGGAGCUGGUAAAGCUGCAGAUCUGACCUACUGGGAGAGUGCAGCCCGUGUAAUUGCUGAUGUCUCCAAGUCGGACAAAAUUGUUGUGGAGAAAUCAACAGUUCCAGUAAAAACAGCUGAGGCAAUCGAAAAAAUUCUGACCCACAACAGCAAGGGAAUCAAAUUCCAAAUCCUCUCAAACCCAGAGUUUCUCGCCGAGGGAACUGCAAUCCAAGAUCUUUUUAACCCAGAUCGAGUCCUCAUUGGAGGCAGGGAAACCCCAGGAGGCCAGAAGGCUAUCAAAGCAUUGAAAGAUGUGUACGCACACUGGGUCCCUGAAGACAGAAUUCUGACCACCAACCUUUGGUCUGCUGAGCUCUCGAAGCUUGCUGCCAAUGCUUUCUUGGCCCAAAGGAUCUCCUCUGUUAAUGCCAUGUCAGCACUUUGUGAGGCAACUGGAGCUAAUGUUACUCAGGUGGCAUAUGCUGUUGGUACAGACUCAAGGAUUGGACCCAAGUUCUUGAACGCUAGUGUUGGGUUUGGUGGCUCCUGCUUCCAGAAGGACAUUUUGAAUUUGGUUUACAUCUGUGAGUGCAAUGGCCUUCCAGAAGUAGCCGAGUACUGGAAACAAGUCAUCAAGAUCAAUGAUUAUCAGAAGAGUCGUUUUGUGAACCGUGUUGUUGCCUCUAUGUUUAACACGGUUGCAAGAAAGAAGAUUGCCAUUCUUGGAUUUGCCUUCAAGAAGGAUACUGGUGACACAAGGGAGACCCCAGCCAUUGACGUAUGCAAGGGGCUACUAGGAGACAAAGCUCGUUUGAGCAUCUACGACCCACAGGUCACCGAGGAUCAGAUUCAGAGGGACCUUACAAUGAACAAAUUCGAUUGGGACCAUCCUCCUCACCUCCAACCAAUGAGUCCUUCAACUGUCAAGCAAGUGGCUGUGGUUUGGGAUGCAUACGAAGCAACAAAAGAUGCUCACGGUCUCUGCAUUUUGACCGAGUGGGACGAGUUCAAGAACCUUGACUACAAGAGGAUAUACGACAGCAUGCAAAAACCAGCUUUUGUGUUCGAUGGCAGGAACGUCGUGGAUGCGGACAAGCUGAGGGAGAUGGGUUUCAUCGUGUACUCGAUCGGUAAGCCCCUGGAUCCAUGGCUGAAGGACAUGCCUGCAGUGGCAUAAAAGAGAUGAAGUUAAGCAGUCAGUUUGAUUCUUUACUAUAUCUUGAUGAAUUUUGUUGUGCCUUGCUUUCCCAUAGUAGUCAGGAUAAAUGGUAUUACCAUCAAGGUGAAAGCAAGAAGCUCUAUGUUUUGCCUUACAUUGUAUUCCAUUACAUCACUGUUUGUCUGUUGUUUAUUUAGAAGAAAAAAAAGAACUUGAUUGAUUUUUCUUUGAUUUAAUCAAGAAUUAUGUAUUCCAAAAUCCA
Pistacia vera is the source of this 1863-nucleotide messenger RNA. Its product is annotated as UDP-glucose 6-dehydrogenase 1. Bases 177 to 1619 code for a protein of 480 amino acids. Lineage: Eukaryota; Viridiplantae; Streptophyta; Magnoliopsida; Sapindales; Anacardiaceae. The transcript is spliced from 2 exons. Gene Ontology annotation, biological process: glycosaminoglycan biosynthetic process. Gene Ontology annotation, cellular component: nucleus; cytosol. The record is from RefSeq and is a predicted model, not a curated record. Gene Ontology annotation, molecular function: NAD binding; UDP-glucose 6-dehydrogenase activity.